UGGGAGAGAACCUGCACAACAUGCUGACGGAGCUCGCCGGCAUGACCGACGAGCAGAUCAGGGAGGUGCACCCGAAGCACGACCAGGCGUCGGUACGAAGCUUGCUGCCGAGGUUUCACUACUUCCGCCAGGGGAACUGCAUCGUGCACCACAUGUUCGGGGAUGAUGUUGUGGAACGCGUGCGAUCAAACCACGCGGAUGCCUUCCACACAGCGCACUUGGAAGUGCCCGGGGAGAUGUUUCGCCUUGCCAUGGAGGCUCAGAACAAGGGGCGGGGAGUGGUGGGGUCGACGUCAAACAUUCUCGGGUUUAUCAAGGACCAGACUAGGGGGGCGGUGGCGCGGGAGGAGGCAGCGGGAGAGAAGCUUUCUUUCGUGCUGGGCACGGAGUCGGGCAUGAUAACGAGCAUCGUGAGGGCGGUGCAGGAGGAGCUCAGGGCGCACAGCAACAAGACGCAGGUGGAGAUAGUGUUUCCGGUAGCCUCGGAGGCCAUGACGGCCACUGGGGAGUCGGGCGACGGCAGCAUGCAGGUCGUCCCUGGUGUUUCUGGCGGAGAGGGAUGCUCUACGGCAGGGGGGUGCGCCACCUGCCCGUUCAUGAAGAUGAAUGACUUGCACUCUCUCUUGGACGUGGUUGGUGACGCGAACAAGUCCGGCGCUGUGCCGGACGUGUUGAAGGGUUUCCUUCCGAAGAGGCGAGCCUUCACCAUCGAUGGCCAGGACAAGACGGAGCUAGGGGUGGUCCCGAUCAUGCACAUGCGGGACCUCAUGAAAAACGGGGCUCUUUCGGACGACCUUGUAUCGGACGUGCAAUCCAGAUGUGGCUGAGGUGUUCCCGGCGGGGCAGGUGGUCCACGUGAUUCGGAUUGGGCCGGGCAUGUGUUAUUUCUUGCACGCACGCAUUAUUAAUAUGUGGACAGCCGAAACGCCAAAGUAUCGGUGAUGAUGGGAAUCUUUGCACGAAGAGUUAGUCUCCUGGGCGAUCGAAGCCCCAGGACCGUCGGUGUCACUGGCGGCGAACUUGAACCUUGACUGCCGGUCAUCUGUGCGGAGACACUUUCGCGUCACCGGUAGAUGCAGCGGUCGCUGCGUAGGGGAAGACGACGAUCAGGGUGGUGGUGUUCAACGAUCAUACGUAAUAAUAAAAUUGUUUUGCGCUUUGCCCUUAAAAGUGCAAGCGAUGAUGGUCUUCGUGACGAGCCUGCAGUAUGCCCAACACCUUUUCCCGGUGUGUAGCUUGUGUAUUCCAGAGCCACGGGAGUCGGCUGAUGUCGAAACAUCGGGAGUCGGGCCAGCGUUUUUUGGGGGGGUUAGAUGGGCGAGAUUGAGUCAGUCGCAUUCCGGCGAGUCAUGCUCGAGUGUACAGGAUAAUGGGUUAUCCGGGUCAAAGGAUCAUGUGCUGGAAACGUUGUUGCUACUGUGGAUACCGUUGCUUGGUUCUUGCUGCCGUCACGUCCCCCGUGUUACAUUUUGAAUCACAAUCAUCGACGAUUCUCCGCGAUCACACAUGCUCCGUAAUGGGCAUCACGGAGCGAAUAAGAGAUGCACCUCUCGCACCAAACGUUUACGUAGGAUAGGCCAAAACUGUAGAGCUAUCACAUCCUGACCAUCGCUUGCCGACGGAUAUCCGUCCCUUCGAUGCCGUAGGCCUCUGGCGACAGCAUCUUGCUAGUGCUGGCACCACUCUCGCGCACAGCUGGAGUAACGACUUCUUGCUGGUGGAAACGUUACCGGGGUUGUCGUUGUAGAUGGUUCGGGUGGUCUAGCAUUGUUUCACCAGCGUUAACGGAGGGACAACGUGAAUGAUAGGACGUUGAGAGAUGAACGAAGAGUUGGGAAGUCUUCUCAAGUGCGAGCAAUUGAGGGGGGGGGUGUACUC
Ectocarpus sp. CCAP 1310/34 is the source of this 1878-nucleotide messenger RNA. The record is from the annotation of a GenBank genome assembly. Lineage: Eukaryota; Phaeophyceae; Ectocarpales; Ectocarpaceae.